AUGCACCGGCUGCGAUGUGGGGUGGUCUCCGCGGUCGUGGGUAUGGGUGGGAUGAGCACCUCGCAGCUAACGAAGGAGUUUGACCGCCACACACACAAGCCGACCGCCGCCGAGGAGUCACGGCACAAGAAGAAGCGCCUGACUGCCAUGGAGCGCGUGCAGCUCUUCUGCGACCCCGGCACGUUCCGCGAACGUGAUGCCCUGGUUGAGCACGAGUGCCAUAAUUUCGGCAUGGAGAAGAGGAAGGUGCCUGGUGACGGUUUCAUUACGGGCACGGGCAAGGUUUUUGGCCGCCCUGUGUUUCUCUUCUCGCACGACUUCACGGUGUUCGGCGGCUCUCUCUCCGGUUCCAACGCCGCGAAAGUGGUGCGCAUCAUGGAGGAGGCCGCCAAGAUCGGUGUGCCGGUGAUCGGCUUUAACGACUCCGGUGGCGCUCGCAUUCAAGAAGGUGUGGACUCGCUGGCUGGCUACGCUGACAUUUUCCUCCGUAACACGCUCUUCUCUGGUGUCAUACCACAGAUCUCCAUGAUCAUGGGCCCUUGUGCCGGCGGUGCCGUCUACUCGCCCGCCAUCACCGACUUCACAUUCAUGGUGGACAACUCGUCCUAUAUGUUCGUGACAGGUCCGGAGGUGGUGAGUGCCGUGGGUGGCAAGCUAGUCACCAAGGACGAGCUCGGCGGCCCGUGUGUGCACGCGACCAAGUCGGGUGUCUCAGCGGGUACAUUCCCGAACGACAUCGUUGCGAUGGCGCAGCUCCGCCGCCUGUACUCGUAUCUGCCACUGAGCAACCGCGACUCUGCCCCGGUUGUGCCGACGGCCGACAACCGCUACCGCGACGUCUCCUCACUGAACACGGUCGUGCCGGUGGAUGUGAAGGAGGCGUACGACAUGCGCGACGCCAUCUUACCUGUGAUCGACCAAGACUCCUUCUUCGAGAUCCAGCCGCAAUUCGCCAAGAACAUCAUCUGUGGUUUCGCCCGCGUUGAGGGCCGCUCCGUGUGCAUCAUUGCCAAUCAGCCAAAGGUGCAGGCUGGCGUGCUGGACAUCGACUCCUCCGUCAAGGCUGCGCGAAUGGUGCGUUUUGCCGAUGCCUUCAACAUCCCGAUCAUCACCUUCGUAGACGUCCCCGGAUUCUUGCCUGGCGUGCAGCAGGAAUACGGCGGCAUCAUUCGCCACGGUGCGAAGUUGCUGUAUGCCUACGCUGAGGCGACGGUCCCGAAGGUGACAAUCAUCACGCGCAAGGCGUACGGUGGCGCCUACGAUGUGAUGAGCUCGAAGCACCUCCGUGGUGACAGCAACUACGCCUGGCCGCGCGCCGAGAUUGCCGUCAUGGGAGCCGCCGGUGCAUGCAAGCUUCUGUACUCGAAGGAGACGGCGGAGCAGCAGGCGCAACGUGUCGUCGAUUACGAGAAGGCCUUCUGCACCCCACUGUCAGCCGCUCGAAAGGGAUUUGUGGAUGCGGUGAUUGAUCCCAGCCAGACCCGCAUGCGCGUGUGCGAGGACCUGGAGCGCCUGUCCCGCAAGCAGCUCCGCAAUCCAUGGAAGAAGCACGGUAACAUUCCGCUGUAA
This is a messenger RNA of Leishmania mexicana MHOM/GT/2001/U1103, 1569 nucleotides long. RefSeq names its product putative propionyl-coa carboxylase beta chain. Bases 1 to 1569 code for a protein of 522 amino acids. The transcript has a single exon. Lineage: Eukaryota; Euglenozoa; Kinetoplastea; Trypanosomatida; Trypanosomatidae. The record is from RefSeq and is a predicted model, not a curated record. Gene Ontology annotation, molecular function: propionyl-CoA carboxylase activity. Gene Ontology annotation, cellular component: mitochondrion.